UGUGUGUGUGUGUGAGUAUAUAAGUGUGUGUGUUUAAACUGUCCGUCUUUAUUAUUUUUUAAAGCAGCAGGUUGCGGAUCUGAUGGUGAGGAGGAGCGGAGUGUGUGUGUGUGUGUGUGUGUGUGUGAGAGAGAGAGACCUGAAGACUGGAGCUUCUACUGUCAGUGAGCCACGAUGAAUUCCCUUUCAGCAGACAGGAAGACUCCAGUGGACUAUGGCGUCCAGAUCCGCUUCAUCAAAGACCUGGAUGAAAUGGCCGGAGGUUACACAGAGAGGACUCGGGGUGUUGGAGGGGCAGGAGCUGCUGUGGGCAGUGGAACUCCUCCAUCCUCAAAAUAUGGAGUUGCGGUCAGGGUUCAGGGCAUUUCUGGACAGCCCUAUGUGGUGCUGAAAGAUGGAGAGAAGGGUGACUCAUAUGGAGUACAAUUGAAGACCCAGCCUCAGCCCCAGACUCCGGUUCCUGGAUCCCCAUUUAACAGCCUGCCUCAAAGACCACGUGAUAAUUCUCAGACUCCUAAAGAUUCUUACAGCUCACAUGGGCCACUAAGUUCACCAGAUGAAGAGACUGUUGAAUUUGGGAGCCCCUUGAAGAGGCCACCUGGCGAUGGUCAAGCAGGAAGUCAAGGAGAUGGAGAAAGAGGGACUAUAGAACGUCGUGUAUCUACUGCUCCAUCCAAAGUCUCUGAGAAAAAAGAGCUGGGAGAACUGAAUGAAGCUGGUCUUAGGCCAGUGCGGCAGACUGGAUUUGGAGGAACCGUGAACGGGACAGGAAAGGUGGGGAAUCCGUAUACGUCUUCACAGCAAUUUAACGAAGCUUCAAAACCUGGUCCUUUUGAGGAAGAGCCAGUUGAAGCCAUUGACACCAAAUCUUUAGCACCCAUCAAUAAACUCAUCAGCAAAUUUAACAGCAGUGCCACGUCCACCCUGCCAAACCGGAUUAGAGGCCGCUCUCAAGCUCGAACAGCUCUGCAAUUUGAUGAGAGAAAGCGCUCUCGCAGCUUAGAUGCUCGCAAGGAGAAGGAAGAAGAGCCUCUUCUCUCACCCACCAUAAACCCCUACGCUCUUUCAGUAAACACCACCUCGAGCUCCAGUCUUUCCUCACCCAAACCUACAACCUUCAACAGUGUCGGACAGGCCUCUCCCUCCAUCGCGAAGGUGCCCGCUGUUCCUGCCUCAAUAGCACCUCCUGUUAAUCAGACUCCAAGGAUGUUUGUUGCCAAGGAAGUGACACCUGCUUUAUCAAAGGAAACUCCUGAUCUUCUGAGUAGCCAGAGUCAAAGUAGAGAACCCAUUAAGGAAGGUGAAGAUCAAGAAAAACACGCGAUCUAUGAAGUCCUCAGAGAAGGGUCUGUGGAGAGCGAGACGUUCCUGAGAGGAAAAGCGAAUCUCAUCCAUGAGCGAUACCGAGGGCUGAAGGUGGAGAAAGAGACCACAAACAAACGCUUACAGCAGCAGCUCGAUCAGACCAGGAGAGACCUGCAGCAUGCCCAGGAUCGGUUGGCGGCGCUGCACUUGGAGAAGGAAGGGGUGGAGUCUCGCUUUCAUCAGCAGGAGGAUCAGCUGGCGCAGCUGCAGGAGGAGCUGAGGAGAGUCUCAGAGAGCGCGCCACACACACACUCGGUGCACAUGGACCUGGUGGCUCUUCAGACGGAGCUGGCUGAGGCGGCGAUGCUGAGGCAGAGGCAGGAGGACACGCUGCACAUGAGGGAGAGGGAGCUCACUGCACUGAAGGGGGCGCUAAAGGACGAGGUGGCCGUCCACGACAGAGAGAUGGAGGCGCUCCGGGAACAGUACAGCCAAAAUAUGGAGGCACUUAAGAAAACCAUGGAGAGUGUAUCUCUGUCACAGCAGGAGAUCGAGGAGGAGCGGGAGAAAGUGAACGCCUCCAUUCUGGCCCUGGAGGCGGAGCUGGACGAUUACAGGGAGCAGGGCGAGCGCUGGACGGAGCAGAUGACGUCGGUGAAACAGGAGCGCGGGCGUCACAGCACGUUUCAAAAACUGCUGCAGGCUCAGCAGGAAAAGAAGGAGCUUGAGGAGAAACUGCUCAGCUUGAAGAAGCAGACCUGUGAAACAGACUCACACUCUCAGGAGCGGCAGCGUUCUCUCGACGACCUAAAACAGGCACGUUUAAAAAUCGACGAUCAGAAAGCCGAGUUGUCGAACAAGGAGGAGGAGCUUCAGUCUGUAAAGAGAUCCAGUCAAACCAAAGAGCAGGAGCUUCAGGCUGAGAUCAGCAAACUGAAGGAGCAGUCAAAGAGGGACACAGAGGAGCUGUCCAAAGUGCUGAAGACUCACCAGUCUUUAGUAUUAGCUCAGGAUCCUACCAAAGACAACGUUCCGGACCUUCAGGAGGACAACGCUCGUCUCAGAGAGAGAAUAGCUCGAAUGUCGCGUCUGCACACCAGCCUGCCGGACAGUGACGCCUCAGACGCUCUAGAGGAGGAGAACCGCUCUCUGAGGACGCAGCUGGAGGAAGUGCGGCGCGCAGCGUCCCGUCUCAGCCACGAGAAAGAGGAGCUCAGCCGCCAACUGGAGGAAAAAGAGAAAGAGAGAGAAACCCUGCGGCGAGGCAAAGCAGACCUGGAGGAGCAGAAGAGGCUGUUAGACCGAGCACUGGACAAGAUGAACAAAGAUAUCGACCUGGUGAUGGGCGACUCUCGUCAGUCGGUGCAGACUCUGCAGUCUCAGCUGGAUGAGUUCAGAGAUCGUUCUCGUAAAGAGCUCCAGGAGUCUCAGAAGCUGAACAAGGAGCGACUGCUUGAGCUGCAGAGAGCGCAGAACAGCCUCAAGGCAGCACAGGAGGAGGUGUCGCGUCUGAAGAAGGAGCUGCUGGUGUGUUGUGAGGAGAAGGACAGCGCGCUGCUGGACAAGGAGCUGCUGAGCAGCCGUCUCAAACAGAAGGAGAGUGAGCUGGACACCGAGAGGAGCUCACACAGCUCUUACGACCGCAGCAGGGAGAUACGCCACCUAGAGGAUAAAAUAAAGAGUUUGGAGAUAGAGUUGGACGAGGAAAAGACGGGAGCUGAGCUUCUGAACGAGCGCGUCACACGCACCCGAGAGCAGGUGGACCAGCUUCGCUCUGAACUGAUGCAGGAGCGCUCGGCCAGACAUGACCUGGAGAUGGACAAGAGCUCGCUGGAGAGACAGAUCAAAGACCUGAAGUCUCGUUUAACUGAUGUGGAGGGUCAGCCUCGAUCUCCUGCAGGGGUCGCUAUACUGGAGAGCAAAGUCCAGGAGCUGGAAGAUCAGUUACACAGCGAGGAAAGAGAGAAGAGCAGCAUCCUGGCAGCUCAGAGGAGAGCAGAGAGGAAAUUAAAGGACGUGACCGCAACACUGGACCAGGAGAGGAACCAGCAUGCUGAACAGAGAGACCAGCUCUCGCUGCGUGUGAAGGCUCUGAAGAGACAGCUGGAUGACAGUGAAGGUGAGGUGGAGAGACUGGAGGGAGUGAGGAGGAAGAUCCUGAGGGACCUGGAGGAGCAGCAGGAGCUGAAGGACGUCCUGCAGGCCAAAGUCAGCACUCUGGAGCACGAGCUGAGGAGGAAGGUCCAGCAGGCGCGGCGUCCCACACUGGGGUCAACUCUCAGCUCGGAGGAGGAGGACGGAGUCUUCGAUUCUAACAGCAUCAAGUCCAUCCUGACGGAAUCCCCGCUCCAGACCACCACCUGCUGAGAGAGAGAGUGCGAGAGAGUGAUAAAAUAAGAGAGUGAAUGAUAGAGAGAGUGAUGGAGAGAAUGAGAUAGGGAGAACGAGUGAGUGAUAAAGUGAGUGAGUGAGUUAGAGAGCGUGAG
Molecule: messenger RNA, 3791 nt
Organism: Clarias gariepinus (North African catfish)
Lineage: Eukaryota; Metazoa; Chordata; Actinopteri; Siluriformes; Clariidae
Gene: cgnb
Product: cingulin b
Exons: 21
Coding region: 175-3672 (1165 amino acids)
Cellular component (GO): myosin complex
Source: RefSeq, a predicted model, not a curated record